This is a messenger RNA of Staurois parvus, 233 nucleotides long. NCBI's taxonomy places the organism in Eukaryota, Metazoa, Chordata, Amphibia, Anura, Ranidae. The record is from the annotation of a GenBank genome assembly.
GCUUCAUUUCAUACAGCCCAUAAAGGCUGUAAAAGCAAUCAUUUCUCCUCUCUGGCUGCAUUCUUGCAGCCAUUGAGAAAUACUGUGAGAGCUGUGAUUGGUCACAGCUUGUCACAUGGUACAAGGCUUUUGUGAAUAGCCUUCUACCAUGUGACCUCUGAUUGGCCAAUCAGUGUUCAUAUGAUUGGGACCUCACACAGAGGUCCCCGUACAGCGAACCCAGUGAGCGAGCA